UUACAGACAGGUCUGGAAGCCAAUCGAAUCCUUCUGCAGUCGGUGUCGCCCCGCCCACACAAGUCACCAAAGACCAAGAAGAAAAAGAAGAGUCCUUUGCGGCAGCAACAGCAGCAGAGUCCGACAGAGCCACACUACCGACUCAGCCUGCGAGAUGUCCCCUUCGUAACCGGCACAUCCACAGGCACUAGCCACUCUGUGCGUGCUAACGUGCAGCAUGUCUUAAACCUCCUGAAGCAUCAUAACCCUCAGCUGUGCAACAGCGAUGUGCUGGGAGCCACGCCAUUGGCCGGCGGCAGCGCCCGACAGAGCAGGGCAACCAAUGGCAAGGGCUCGUCUGGCCAGCUGAGCAGUAGCUCCUCCUCUUCCUCCUCCUGUGAAGAUCUCUCCGAGCUGCUGGGGGCACUGCAGCAGGAGUUUGGAAACAUCAGCCUGGAGCAUCAGGAGUGUGUGCGGCGGUUGCAGUGUGUGAGCGGCUCCUCGGUGCGUAUGAAGCUGGAGAGGGAACAGGAGACGCUACUGAAGAGGAUGGAGGACAAGGGGGAACAGAUAGCAGCGCUCAGGAGACAUCAAGCACAGGUGGAUCGCUGGCGUCGAGAGAGGAAGAAGGCAGCGAAGGGGGGCCAGGUGCGAGUGGUGACCACGGUAACAGGGGGUGGAGCCUCGACAACCAGUGUACGCAACACAUCGCCACGGCGACAACGCCACGGAGACACGCACACACGCCACGGAGACACGCACACACGCCACGGAGACAGCUUACAGCUACUCAGAGACAUGAGAUCACUGCAGAGCUCACUACAGACACACUGACACACACACACACACACACACACACACACACACACACACACACACACACACACACACACACACACACACACACACACACACACAGCCUACAACUACUUGGGAGACAAUCAACGCAUAAAUCCAGACACACACACACACACACACACACACACACACACACACACACACACACACACACACACACACACACACACACACACACACACACACAUACAAACAUACAACUGCUCAGACACAUGAAAUCACUGCAAAGAGACCUGUAAUGUUUGCUCUUCAGAUACUGUAGAUGUGUGUUUGCGUGCUGGGACAGAGGGAUUAAGGUACCAAGUUGGGGCUCCUGAACAAUCAUCCUCCAUACGCUGCCCUACAGUAUGGCCAGUGGUCUUACGGGAGGCCAAACGUGAUCAUAUGGGUCGAAUGUAGCAUACACUGUACACAUUAGCGGAAGGAAGGAAGGAAGGAAGGAAGGAAGGAAGGAAGGAAGGAAGGAAGGGUUUUCAUAAAGUAGACUAGACUAUGCUGCCUCGUGCUGGACCCAGUACUAUGUAUCCCUGGUGGAGCACCACAUACUGCCUGGUGGGCUACUACCAUACAGGGGGCGUUGGGAGGCUUAUGAUGAGGUCCAGGGGGUGUUUAUUCCCAAAAACCAAUAUCGAAACCGAGAAAAAGGCCUCGGUAUUAUGGUUGGAUAUUACAGGUGCAGCAAAUUUGACAUGGCGAUAUCGCUAAAACGGUACGCAUUUGGACCAAAAAGGCUUUGUGACAAGAUGAAGUCAAGACCAAGACCAAGUCAAUUUUGACAAAAUAUGUAGUUACUGCACUUUUAGUACGUAGUGCAGUAUACUGUACUAUACGAGACUGCCUGGUGCGUGGUGACUGUCAUAUGGUGGGCCUUGUCUAGCAUAGUUUUACACUGCAAUGCUGUGAAGGAAACCACACACGUUUCGGGCCACCCUGGCCCUUCCUCAGACCAGACUCACCCUGUCUGAGGAAGGGCCAGGGUGGGCUGAAACGUCACAAAAUAAAAUGGCUUAAAUGGGAGCUCAUCGGUGUGCGGUUUUCUUCACUGCCUAUGGACCUGAAUGACCCUAUUUGAACCUGCACCCGAAAGCAGUCUCUGGAUGUGCGUGAGAUUCGAUUGGGUUACACGGCAAUGCUACCUUAUUAGGUGGAAAGAUGAGGCUGGCCCACUUGCCCUGGACCUGAUACAGCCGUUCAUUUAUCAGUCACAUGUGUGUGUCUUUUGUUUGAAGAUGAAGAUUAGUUUGAUAACUAUAUUUUGACUGUUACCUUGACAACCUGCCAUUACAGGAUGGGCACAAAGACCCCUGAGUGUGUUUGUGUGUGUGUGUGUGUGUGUGUGUGUGUCUGUGUGUGUGUGAUGGCCAACGUCACCAUUCUGACCAAUGACACUCCUUCAGGUUUUGUGUGUGUGUGUGUGUGUGUGUGUGUGUGUGUGUGUGUGUGUGUGUGUGUGUGUGUGUGUGCGUGUGUGUGUGCACGUGUGCGUGCACAUUUUGUAUCAGAGGUAGGCCUUUUCACUGGUGUGUGUGUGUGUGUGUGUGUGUGUGUGUGUGUGUGUGUGUGUGUGUGUGUGUGUCUGUGUGUGUGUGUGUGUGUGUGUGUGUGUGUGUGUGUGUGUGUGUGUGUGUGUGUGUGUGUGUGUGUGUGUGGUGAGAGAGGGAGAGAGAAAGCAACUGUAACCAUUUCAUUGGUGCUGUUUGAGUUGUACAAGAGCUUUUAAAAUAAACUAUUUAUUUUGUA
Molecule: messenger RNA, 2577 nt
Organism: Engraulis encrasicolus (European anchovy)
Lineage: Eukaryota; Metazoa; Chordata; Actinopteri; Clupeiformes; Engraulidae
Product: centrosomal protein of 57 kDa-like
Exons: 5
Cellular component (GO): centrosome
Molecular function (GO): microtubule binding
Source: RefSeq, a predicted model, not a curated record